Geodia barretti is the source of this 1798-nucleotide messenger RNA. Lineage: Eukaryota; Metazoa; Porifera; Demospongiae; Tetractinellida; Geodiidae. The record is from the annotation of a GenBank genome assembly.
AAGGACGGGGAUUUAGACCGGCUCCAUCUUCUGCCUCACGAGCGUUACUGCAUGGGGGGACCUGGAGUGGUGUUCAGUAAUGCUGCCAUGAGAGCUAUAGGCCCCCACCUCAACCAGUGCCUCAGUGCAGUGUUCCUCCAUGACCAGCAGAGCUCACAGAAAUGGAACGAUGACGACGUCGAAAUCGGACGCUGCAUCAGUCGAAAACUCGACUUUCAGUGCUCCACUUCUGCCGAGUCUCGACUGAAGUUUCACACAGACUAUUCAGGAGACAGUCUCCGCCCACUUGGUCUGUGGAGUAAGCCAGUGUUCAGAGAGAUUGUCAGCUUGCACCCCGUGAAAGACCAGCGGAACAUGCUCUCCAUCCACCAUUUCUACAAGACACUUGAGUUUGAGCGGCAAUACGAGGAGUUGUUUGAUCUGAUGAGCUAUACUAAUGAUGUUUGUCGCAGUCUGCCGCAUCACUUGGUCCCGCCUGCAUUUGUGUCCACAGGACGGUGUAAUCUUCAGAUGUCAGUUGGAGGAGGAGAGGGAGGAGAAGGAGGACAGGGGAGCAACUAUCUCGUGAAUCGCAGCACGGCAGUGUUUUCUAAUCCGACCAACAUUUAUGACGACGAAACCCACUGGAAGUUCUUCAACCGUACCUCGUUGUUUGAUAUUGGAGGGGUCUCCCCUCGUCGCCCACUCUCGUCCUCGCUCCAGGCUGAGCUGAAACACAUGGAGGGGCUUCUUCGCAAAUACUUUCUCCGGAUGCCAGACUUUCGGGAUUUCAACAUGGAAGAGGUACUUCACGGCUACGUACGUUUUCUUCCAGUCACAGGGAGGGAAUUUAGACUGAGAGUGAAGCUGAGUAACAAGUUGGAGAAAAACAGAGUCAAAUUUAUAUCAGUCAGACUUCUGCGGCAGUUGUCGCAGGAGACAGCUGUUUCCGUUGAGCCGACACAGACGCGACCAAUUCACGUCAUUCUCCCUCUUCUAAUCGUCGACGGCAGGUUUCGGGAAUUUCUGAGAAACUUUGUAGAGCAGGGACUGCGAAAGGGGAUUACCCUCUCGUUAGUGAUAGUUAUCUUCAGCGAGAUGAAUGCCGAUCUCGUCGAGGGAAUCGUAAAGCAGUUGACACGUGGUUUCCCAAAAGCUGUGGUAACGAUUGCAAUAUCGGAGGGGCAGUUCUCAUUACCCCAUGCGGUGGAGACGGGCAUGUCAGUCUUGAGCAACAGCGACAUAGCAUUUGUCACGGACAUCAACACUCGGAUUAGAUCCGAUUUCUGGUCCCGUUGCCGUGACAACACAAGACAGGGUAAACAAAUCUACUUCCCAACCCCAUUCUCUGUCUACAUUUCAAACCCCAAAACCUCUCUGGUAAACUCCAGUUCCAGCUACCCAAUCAAUCACUGGACUGGGCAGUGGGCCUUUUACUCCAGCAAAAACUUCUGCGUUGUAAAAAGAGACUAUUUGGGUGUGGGGAGAUUCAAAGACGCUUCAUUCCCUUCGUAUUUCUACCAGCGGCUACUGGAUAGCGGCGGUGAGCUGGAGGCGUUCCAGGGACCAGAUCCAGGGAUCUACCGGCUCUGGCCGGCCAGGACUUGCAGCAGUCUCAACUCCUUGCCUGGAAGAAAAGCCUGCGAGGCUCUGGUGAUGAGCCACGCCCACUUCCCUCCAGCCGACCUCGCUGAUUACCUGGUUGCACAGGACAAGUUGAGCAGCGCUUUCAAGUCAUAAAUGUUCCUGUGUUUUUUUUGGGUUGGAGCAUCUUCACCUGUGUUAUUCGCUGCGCUGGCUAGUGUGUGCACCCAAAUGA